GAGUACAUAGCCGUGGCCGAGUCAUUCAAGGAAGCAAAAUGGCUUAAAGGUCUUGUUGGUGAAAUGUGCAACAAAGUGUGUGAGGUAAGUGUGCAUUGUGAUAGUCAAAGUGCAAUUCAUUUGGCUAGGAAUCAAAACACAUUUCAUAGAAGGUCCAAGCACAUUGAUAUUAAGUAUAACUUUAUCCGGGAUGAAGUUGAGCACAAAAGGGUGUUAUUGAAGAAAAUUGACACUACGGAAAAUCCGGCCGACAUGAUGACAAAGUCAUUACCUACUACCAAGUUUGAGUUAUGUGUUGACUUGGUAGGUUUAGCUCCUUGCUUGAGAUAAUGCCCUCUUGGGCAUUUUGAGGUGUGUAUGUUUUUUGAAUAUGAAGUGGAUUGAUGAAUGUUGUGACUUGGGUGAACUCAAGUCAAGGUGGAGAUUGUUAUGAAUGGUAGUAUACUAAUGUGAUUAUAAAUGAUAGUAUACUAAUGUGUGACUUGAGUGCACAUUAAAGGGUUGAAUUCAUGUGUGUGACUCUUGAGUUGUGGAAUCCAAAAGGGUGUAAUAAGGUGAAGAGUAUUCAUGGGAAUUAUUGGUGUUAAUGAAGAUUAAGGUGAAGAGUCUCAUGUGUGUGACUCUUGAGAUAAUGCCUUUUCAAGUUCUUAGAGUUAUUUCAUAGUAUUCAUUACUCUAAAUUAACUAUGUAUUUAUGUGAGCCAUUCAUCUUCAAGUACCUAGCACUAUAAAUAGGGCUCUCAUACCCACACUUCAAGUAUGCAAACACACAUCAAACACAACCCUUAAGCCAAACACAUAGCCUAUUGUUGUUAUCUCUAUCUCAAUUGUAAUUCUUCAUAUUGAAGUGUUGUUUGUAUUCAUUUGAUAUAAUAUAAACAUAAACUACACACCACGGAGGACGUAGCCAUCAUUGGGUGAACCUCCUUAAAUCUUUGUGUCCUUGUUUGUUACUUUGUCAAACUUAAUUUUGCUCAUUGUUGUUUGUUCUUAACAUCGUAAGUAUUUGGCGAUUGUUUUCAUACUAGUAUAGGGUGAGCCAAAACAUGCAUUUGAAAUCAAUUCAGUUUUUAUUUUUUUGUGUUAUAUGUUACACAAUUCGAUAUUAAUUGGGUUUUUGAGCAAAUAAACCGGGCUUAGAUUAACCCGGUAUUGUUUGGGGUGUAAUGUUAUUGCUGUGUUUUCAAGUUUCAAAAAGAUAGCUUUUGUUCUUGACACCUGCUUCUCUUGCUCUUAUUAAUGGACUAAUUGUUGAUUUUUUCUGUUGAGAAUGUUGAGUGAUUUAUAAUCAUUAUCAUAUUUGGCCAAAUAUUUCAUAUAAGGUCUCAAUAAUGACAAUUAAAUGGAACAAAAAUUGUAAUUUGAAUGAAAUUUCUAACCUAUGUAACUAGUGCAUAGAUUUAGACAAUAAAUUUGGUAAUUAUUUUGAAUUUAAUGUAAUGUAAUAUUAUUUUAGAGAACAUUUUAAAUGAAAUUUCAAAUAACUAUUAAUUUUAUUGUCUAAACUUAUGGACCUGAAAAAUCGUUUAUCAUUAUUGUCUUAAUCUAUUUUAUGGAGUACAAUAAAAUCACAAUUUACCAAUUCAUCUUGGAAAGUUCUUUGGAUCCUAGGAUCCUGUUAUAAAUAUUGUCUUUGUCUAUAGCAUUAUCUUAUUUAUAUUUUUGAAGCUAUAACUAUUCCUUCCAUAAUUAGUUAGUUCAUUUGUAAUUCCAUAUAUUAUGCUUUGUAAUUAAUCUUCAAUCAAAAAUAAUAUCUUUAUUACUAUAAAAGUUAAAUUAUAUACAUUAAAUUUGUUAAAUUUCGCCUAAAUUAAAGUAUUUAACAUUGAGAUAAUGAAAUGUGAUUGACAGAUUAAUACAUGCAAAUUAACUUUAAUGCUUAAAAAAAUAUUAAAAAAACAAUUGAAAAAAGUUGACAAAGGAGAAUAAAAAUUUGUGGCACCCAACCGCCAAUCGUCAACUACCAACUGCCGUUCCCUCCCAAAAAAACGGUCAUCUCUAAUUCCUUUGAUAACAAACUAAUUUUGAAUGCUCCAAUUUCAGACCCUUCUUUUCCUCCUCUUUUUACGCUUCCUUUUUUUCCCUCCAUAUUCACAUCUCUCUUCCUCUCUCCUCUGUUUGUUUUUCUGUUUUGCUGAUGACUUGAUCGAAAAUCCAAACUGUUUUUCUAAUUUCCCCAAAAAAAUUUAAAAAAUUAUUAAAAAAUUCUUGAGCGGGAAGAAAUGGAGAAUUCUAAGUCCAUCAGCUUCGAUGAGCAGCAUAAUUCUUCAAUGAGAGACGAACAAGAUCUUUUAAGCAGAUCGUCGAGUUUUACCCUUCAUGUAGAUCGCCAUCUUCCGCUUUCUCCUCAUAGAACACUUUCCUCCAUUGAAGCCGAAUGGAAUGAACUUACAGUUUCCGAUGGUAAUGAUCAUCCAACAACAUUGGAAGAAAUCUCUGAGGAGAUUGAUGGCCUUAUUGAAAAUCUCUCCUCAUUGGAGGAAAACUCUGAUCUCCCUAAUACUCCUCGAUCAAUUAUAACGUUUUCUAAAAUGGUUCAGUCGGAGAUUGAAAAGUAUGAUUCACCAGAGUCGACCUUGAGAUUUGGGCAAGAUAAAGAUCAAGAUAGUAAAUUGAUUACUUCUAUAAAUAGGAUAGCAAAAUUGUAUAAUUUGCUUGGAAAAUUUUCCUCUAAUGAGAUGGUAGGUCCAGCCCUUAGUGCCACAACACUCGUUGUCCAGCGAGCAAUGACGUAUAUGGAGGAGGAACUUCGGAUCAUUCUAGAAGAUUCCAUGAGUUCGGAAUCAGAGGAUGACUACGCAAUGAUUGGUGAGGAAACGAUACCUAACACGAGGAGAAUUGUUUCUUUGAUGAUCUCAUCUGGGUAUGAAACAGAAUGCUGCCAGGUUUUUAGUGUUCUUAGAAGGAAUGCUUUUAAGGAAGCCAUUUUAAGACAAGGGUUUGAAAAGAUAAGCAUUGAUGAUGUACAAAAGAUGCAAUGGGAAUCACUUGAAGGGAAAAUUGUUAAUUGGAUAAAAGUGGUUAAGUAUGUGGCUAAUGUACUCUUACCUAGGGAGAAAAAACUGUUUGAUUCUGUCUUCUCGAACGAGCACCCCUCAAUCGGUGAGGUCAUGUUCUCGAAUCUUGCUCGAUCAGCUGUCAUUCUCUUCAUCACCUUCACUGAAUCAAUUUCUACGACAAAACGAACAGCCGAGAGGCUGUUCAAGGUGCUAGAUGUUUAUGAUACAUUGACAGAGCUAAUUACUGCCACCGAUGAAACAUGCUCCAAUCAAUGUGCUAACGAUCUUAGAGCCGAGUUAUCUUCUGUGAGGCGUCGAUUAGGUGAAGCCGCGGUUUGUAUCUUUUGUGAUCUCGAAAACUCGAUCAAGAACGACAUUGCUAAGAACCCUGUUCCGGGUGGAGCAGUCCAUCCCUUAACUCGAUACACCAUGAACUAUUUAUGGUAUGCUUGUGAUUUCAAGGAUACCCUUGAAGAAGUCUUUUCUCUUCAUCACUCCAAUGAACUAAAUAUAGAAGCAUUAGGACCGAGAAGAGAUCAUCAUCACCAUCGAAACGAAAACACCCACGACGAACAGAACAACAAGAACCAAGAGCCAAAACAAACACCCUUUACAGCUGAACUAAUGACAAUCAUGACCCUUUUAGAUGAAAACUUAGAAACAAAAUCUAAGCUAUAUAAAGACCCUUCAUUAAGAUACAUUUUCUUGAUGAACAAUGGAAGAUAUAUUUUACAAAAGAUCAAAGAAUCUGCAGAUAUCCAUGUAUUGUUAGGAAAUGAUUUUAGGAGGAAAAGAUCAUCUGAUUUAAGAGGUUAUCAUAAGAGUUAUCAAAGAGAAACAUGGAGUAGAGUGCUUCAAUGCUUGAAUCAAGAAGGAUUACAAGUGAAUGGGAAGGUUCAAAAGGUUGUAGUGAAGGAAAGGUUAAAGAGUUUUAACCAAAUGUUUGAUGAAAUUCAUAAGACACAAAGUAGUUGGGUUGUGAGUGAUGAGCAGCUUCAGUCAGAGCUUCGUGUCUCGAUUGCGGCUGUGAUGAUACCGGCUUAUCGAUCGUUUUUAGCGAGGUUCGGACAACAUAUUAGUGCUGGGAGGCAGUAUGAGAAGUAUAUUAAGUAUCAACCGGAGGAUAUUGAGACUACCAUUGAAGAAUUGUUUGAUGGGAACCAAAAUUUGUCCAUAACUAGGAGGAAAAAUUAGGCUCUAAACCAUAGUGCAAAAAGAGGUCGUAACACUGUAUUGCGACUGUCUUGUAAAGGUAUUUGAGUUUACCGCAACCAAUAUAUAGGAUGUAUUGACCGUUAAAUUUUCUGUAUUAGCCGCAAUAUCCGUUUCAUGAUUGUUAUCGCGACCGCGAGCCCUACGCUCUCAACUUGAAGAAGGAAGAAAAAGAGAGAAAUUAACGUUUUUUUUCUUUUGUUAUUGUAAUUUAAAAAGUUGACAUGAUAUAUGAAACGUUGUAUAGAGAUUUUUUGUUUUGAUUCAUUUUGUUGGGUUGGUGCUUGAAAUGUGAAUGAUGUAGUUGAAGCCCUAUUAGUUAUAUAGUAAUGUAAAUCUUGGUUUUGUUCAUUUUGAUUUGAUAUUAACAUCUUAGUCAAAUUUGAUAGAGAUCUCAAACACAAAAUUUACAAUUAUUAUUCCACCACUCUUACUGCACGUUUGGUUUUAAUUAGGAGUGCAAACGGGGCGCGGCGGAGCGGAGAUUGGAAUUCCCAUCCCCAUCCCUAUCUGUUAAUGCAAUAUCCAUCCGCGUCCCUAUCUUCGCGGCGGGUAUAAUUUUUUCCUCGUCCCCUCCCCGAUGGGUUUGUACCUAAAACCAUCCCCGCACCACCACCCAUCUGGAUAUCCAUCUCCGUCUAAUACCCAUUUUUCCCGUCCCACCACCCGGUAAAUCCCCGCUUAAUACCCAUCUGCGCCACAUAUUUAUAUUCAAUCAUUUGGGCCUUAAAACUCAUAAUAAAUAUCCAAACUACAAAGUCUCAAACAAACACACAUUCAAAGUCUCAAACAAUUACAUAUCCAAAGUCUUAAACAAACACAUAUCCAAAGUCUCAAACAAACACAUAACCAAAGUCUCAAACAAAUAUCCAAAGUCCCAAAAUUUGUACAUAUCUUGAGGCGGGGCGGAGA
Amaranthus tricolor (Joseph's coat) is the source of this 5123-nucleotide messenger RNA. Its product is annotated as exocyst complex component EXO70B1-like. NCBI's taxonomy places the organism in Eukaryota, Viridiplantae, Streptophyta, Magnoliopsida, Caryophyllales, Amaranthaceae. Gene Ontology annotation, cellular component: exocyst. Bases 2223 to 4193 code for a protein of 656 amino acids. The record is from RefSeq and is a predicted model, not a curated record. Gene Ontology annotation, biological process: exocytosis. The transcript has a single exon. Gene Ontology annotation, molecular function: phosphatidylinositol-4,5-bisphosphate binding.